Molecule: messenger RNA, 2683 nt
Organism: Sorex araneus (European shrew)
Lineage: Eukaryota; Metazoa; Chordata; Mammalia; Eulipotyphla; Soricidae
Gene: GABRR2
Product: gamma-aminobutyric acid type A receptor subunit rho2
Exons: 6
Coding region: 53-1300 (415 amino acids)
Biological process (GO): nervous system process; regulation of membrane potential; signal transduction
Cellular component (GO): GABA-A receptor complex; synapse; neuron projection
Molecular function (GO): neurotransmitter receptor activity; GABA-A receptor activity; extracellular ligand-gated monoatomic ion channel activity
Source: RefSeq, a predicted model, not a curated record
GCGUGGUAUCUAGUAUUAAAUCAGGCAGAUCAGCCUCCCCGCCCCCCAUGCCAUGCAGGGGCGGCUGGCUGAGAAGCAGCAGGCUGGGCGGCCAGAUGGGCUAAGCCCUGGAGGCUUGCCUGCGGCAGUUGUUCAAAAUCCGUGUGUGGCCUCCGGCACAGACGCACCCGAGAUGCCGCCUCUUUCCAGACUGAUGUGCUUGUUUUGCCUGAUGGUCCUGGUGGAGAGCAGAAAGCCCGCACCAAGGAGAUGGCCAAGGCAGCUGGACACGAGAAGUCACCCGUACAAGAAGCACCCAGAUGUGACCAAGUCCCGCCCAGGAAAGCCCCAGCCCCUCCUGAGAGUGGACAGCCACGACUUCACCAUGAGGCCCGCCUUUGGAGGCCCAGCCAUCCCCGUAGGCGUGGACGUGCAGGUGGAGAGCCUGGACAGUAUCUCGGAGGUGGACAUGGACUUCACCAUGACGCUGUACCUGCGGCACUACUGGAAGGACGAGCGGCUGGCCUUCCGCAGCUCCAGCAACAAGAGCAUGACCUUCGACGGGCGGCUGGUGAAGAAGAUCUGGGUGCCCGACGUGUUCUUCGUGCACUCCAAGCGCUCCUUCAUCCACGACACCACCACGGACAACGUGAUGCUGAGGGUGUUCCCUGAUGGCCACGUGCUCUACAGCCUCAGGUAUCACCACGGUGCUGACCAUGUCCACCAUCAUCACGGGCGUGAAUGCCUCCAUGCCCCGCGUCUCCUACAUCAAGGCGGUGGACAUCUAUCUGUGGGUCAGCUUCGUGUUCGUGUUCCUCUCGGUGCUGGAGUAUGCGGCCGUCAACUACCUGACCACGGUGCAGGAGCGCAAAGAGCGGAAGCGUCGAGACAAGUUGCCCUGCGCGUGUGGGAUCCUUCCGUCCAGAACCAUGAUGCUGGAUGGGAGCUACAGCGAGUCCGAGGCCAACAGCCUGGCGGGGUACCCGAGGGGCCCGAUUCUGACGGAGGAAGAAAGGCAAGACAAAAUCGUGGUGCACCUAGCCCUGGCCAGCGAGUCUGGCUCCUCCAGGAAGAAGGGGCCGCUGAGGGGCCAGAGGGGGCUUCGCAUCUUCCAGAACACCCACGCCAUCGACAAGUACUCCAGGCUCAUUUUCCCUGCCACCUUUAUCUUUUUCAACUUAAUUUAUUGGUCAGUGUUUUCCUAGGGGGCCUGAAGAACCUGCUGAGGGAUGCCCUGACCCCUCACCCUUGCAAGCAGCGCCCCCUCUCACUGGGGAGCCUGGGGGGCUCCAGCUGCCUCACCUCAACCUCCGUGGGCUAGCUUCCUCCCCCCUCAUGCCUCUGUCCUUACAUGUGCGCAGUUUCAGGAAAGUGCCCCCCUCCCCCUACUUAGUAAGGGUAAGAACCCAACGCCUCCGGCUUCCAGGGCCCUUCUGAAGCUGCCAGAGUUCAGCUGGAAGUGGGAAGUGAAGGAAACGUUGAGGGGGGAAGGGUUCGGGAGAGAGGAUCAUGGGAAUUAGGAUUCAAAGGAGGCGGAGAAGGAGGUAAAGGAGGACGAUGAGGAGAAGGACAGGGAGGAGGACAAGAAGGAGGAGAAGGAGAAAGAGAAGGAGAAGAAGGAGGAGCAGAAGCUGUUUAUCUCCUAGGCGGGAAAUAAUUUGACCCGUGUAUCAGCUGGAGUCAUUUUGUAUUAGGCCACAUCAUCCUUUCAUCAACCACUCACAAUUACUAGCACCACAACCCCCCACAACAUACACACACACACACACACACACACACACACACACAUACACACACAACAGACACUGGGUAAUUGACAAAUAGGUGUCUCUUUCCAAAACGUCUCUAAACCUCCAUUCAGUCUGGCUGUCUCUCUGAGCAGACAGAAGGAUGCAAAGCCCUGGAGAGAUUCAGGCUGCCUUCUUGAUGCUGCUGACUAAGCACAGAGAGAGAGCCCAGGACAGCAUCACUUUGCCGGCUUCCCCAACCAAGGCCAGGGAACAUUUCUGAAGGAACAGAGGAAGGACAGGAGUGACACGGAUGCCUGUGGGGAGGAUCAGGAGAUGCAGAGAGAUGAGUCUGCAGUGCAGUGGGCAGAAAAACCCCAUUAGUGUCGAUUUUGGAUCAGUAUUUCUGGGUCAUGAGUUUCUGUUCUGUUAUUGUUCAUUUAGGGCCACACCCAGUAGUGCUGGGACCUACUGUGCUUAGGGACCAUUAGGUACCUGGGCUUGAACCCACGUUGAUCACCAGCAAGGCAAAUGCCUUAACCUCUAUACUGUCUUCCAGUUCCAUCAUUUCUAGUGUAAAAUGAGGGACCGAGUCAGUGAAGGGCUAGCACUGAAAUCCAUCUUGACACCAGCUGACAUAGCCCAUUUCUCCUCUCAGACCUGUGUCUCAAGAAGCUUGAGGUGAUGAGCACGAAGCAAUAUGGGGGUGGAGUUCCAAACACAGUCCCCACCCUAGCUAAGUUUCUCCCCGAGUGCCUGUUCCAGUCUCUCUAGGCCUCCCAUUCUAGUCUCAUGCUGCUCCUCAUUCCCGUCUCCUCCUGUCUCUCUCGCUCAUCUCUCAUCUCUACGUUCCCUCUUGCAUCCUGGCUCUCUCUCUCCACGUGCCUGCUCCUGUAUUCUUCUUCGAUAUUCUUCUCUCUCUGUCCCCCUAGCUAGUCUCUCCAUGCUCUAUCUUGCUGCCCUACUCUCUCUCUCUC